Messenger RNA from Penicillium verhagenii, 1008 nucleotides. RefSeq lists its product as uncharacterized. Bases 1 to 1008 code for a protein of 335 amino acids. The transcript has a single exon. The record is from RefSeq and is a predicted model, not a curated record. NCBI's taxonomy places the organism in Eukaryota, Fungi, Ascomycota, Eurotiomycetes, Eurotiales, Aspergillaceae.
AUGGCCAUUUGGUCAUUCUUUCUGGCGAUCCAAAGCCUUCAAUUGAUUGCUGAAGCGUCUAACGCCUCUUCCCAUCUGUCUAGUCGUGCGGAGGAAACCGGAAAUUCCCUUCACGAGCGCAGCACUGGUCUUUAUGCCGCGGUGCUGGGUGGUAACGGUAUGGUCGCCGACGGCUGGCCCGGCCUUGACCAAUGGAUUGACUCUUUUGAAGCCAUGUUUGAGAAUAACAAGGCCAUCAUGUCCGCGAGUUGCUCCCAGUGGGGUCUACCCAAUAACUCAGAUGACGAGACCAAUUCCAUCAAGGAUGCCAUCCUCCAAGUGGAGCAGUCGAGCGGCGUCGACGCGCGCUUCAUCUUGUCCGUCGUCAUGCAAGAAAGCAAAGGGUGCGUUCGGGUUCAGACCACUGACAAUGGUGUAAUCAACCCCGGACUGAUGCAAAGCCAUGAGGGGUCGGGUUCCUGCAACAGGGAUGGAGCCAUCCAGAACCCUUGUCCUGAAAGCGAGAUCCAUCAAAUGAUCAUGGAUGGCGUCGAGGGAACCCCAGACGGGCCUGGCCUGAAGGCACUGAUAGCCCAGGAGGGCGGUCCAACAAAUGUGGCUUCAUUCUACAAGGCCGCUCGUGCUUACAAUUCCGGCGCUGUUGCCUCUAGCGGCAACCUAGGUCAGGGAAUUGCCACUCACUGCUACGCCUCGGACAUUGCCAAUCGCCUUAUGGGCUGGACCGAUGGCCCUAGCUUGUGCGCUCCAAAUGUGAUCGGCAUGUUAUCCGCUGCACAUUGGGAGGGCAACAGUGCCAGUGCCUGUAGCCGCACUUCGACCACCACAAAUUCUCGACUUGCCAUUCCAUCGCACUUAUACUCGUUGUCAUCCAACACAAAAUCAUGCUCGCUUCAUUCGUCGUUUACGCCAGCAUUUGCCACCACAACUUCUGCACUGCUCUCUCCUAGCACGGCCUCAUGUGCUUGUAGCAGGAGGCGCCUUCAGCACACGCGAGCUCUAGGCAAAUGA